GGAUACUGUGGGGGUAGUGAUCAAGGAGAAGGGGGUAAUGAUCAAGGAUACUAUGGGGGUAAUGAUCAAGGAUACUAUGGGGGUAAUGAUCAAGGAUACUAUGGGGGUAAUGAUCAAGGAUACUGUGGCGGUAAUGAUCAAGGAUACUGUGGGGGUAAUGAUCAAGGAUACUGUGGGGGUAAUGAUCAAGGAUAA
Messenger RNA from Lottia gigantea (owl limpet), 195 nucleotides. RefSeq lists its product as hypothetical. The transcript has a single exon. The record is from RefSeq and is a predicted model, not a curated record. The annotation marks the transcript as partial. Lineage: Eukaryota; Metazoa; Mollusca; Gastropoda; Lottiidae.